AUGGGGCUCGGCAGCAAUCUGAAUUUAAUCAUCCGAAUAUGGCUGACUGUAAUUACCUUCCACCGCGGUCACAGUGAGAAUGCCGAACCGAGGGCACUAGAAUUAUCAUACGGGCACACUCCUGCCGCCCCGAAGUACAUGACCACGCAGCUGCUGCAGACGAUCUACUCGCCGUCGUCGAGCAAACCGCUGCCACCGUCGAAGCCGUUCGUCAAGUCUGACCAGAUCACCACCCUCAACAUGGUCCACAGUUCGACGCCGAAGAUAACGGCCGCCAUUUCCUCGCACGGUGCGGUCGGAGUGAAGUCGGCCAAAUUCAACGGGCAGUUCAGGGACAGUGCACCGCUAAUCGUCCAGAAGUCCACGUUGAAGCCGCACCCGGUGAUCAACAAGCUGCAGUCGCAUAUGGCCAUCGCCGGCUUCCGACCCAAGCAACCCAUAGCCACCAGCUCGAACCGGCUGGAGCAGUUUAUCAAUCCGAACCUCCUGUACGGUACCUACAUCCAGUUCGGCCAAUCGCCCGCAAUCCUCAGCCAACCGUCGAAGACAAAGUUCCUCGGGCAGCUCAACUCCGGUGUGCCGAGUUUCGAUACGCAAACGCUGAAGAGCUUCUUCAACGCGCCCGCCUACACUCCGAGUGUGGCCCAGUUCAAGAAGCUGAACUACAUCCAGCAACAGCAACAGCAACAGCAGCAGCAGCAACCGUUGGGGUCGGUCGGGAAGUUUUCGUUCCCCCACUUCAACCAGAUCCCGGCCGAUCUGGCCGAGUUCCCGAAGAAGUACGUUACACCCUCGUCGGCCGAAAAGGAACUGACGAAGGGUGCCGGGGGUAUCGACUCGACACCGCUCUUUCCUCACCUGCCACCGAGCGUGCUGACGCCAUUCUUCCAGCAAGUCCAGCAGCAGCAACAGCAAAGCUCGUCCUACAUUUCGGGCAAUAAGUACAACAACUUUAAUCUUAAAACCCAACACCCGGCACCGCCGGUAGCACCGCAAAGCGGGUCGGCUUCCAAGCACAGUUUCUCCCAGCAGUCACAGCUGUUCCAGCAAGCACACCAAACGGACCAGGAGUCGCUGGCCGAGUUUGACAGCGGGUCACCCUUCGGAGGAGCGGCAUUCGGUAGCUACAGUACCGCGCAGCCGCUUCCGAUCGAUCACAAACCGUUCGAGAUAGUGAAGUUCAAGGAAGCGCCCGGUAAGCAGUUGCCCAACAAGUACAACGAAAUCCGCGACGAGUACAGCAAGAACUUGGUCCCACCGCCACCGAGCACGCAGCAGGCGCCGUUCCUGCCGACGGUGCUGAACCAUCUGGCCGAAUCCUCGCCGAGCAAGGAUCCGAUCGAGAUCCUCAGCAAGUACAACAUCCACAAUCCGCACUCGCCGCUCCAGGACGCCAAUCGGUUCAGCUACGAGUUUCCGCGUCCGACUUCCGGAGCACCGGCCUUGAGUACCGCCACUUCGACUACCACCACGACGCAGUUCCCCACGGCCACGACACUCCCGCGGCAGCAAUACUAUCCGCAGCAGCAUCACUACAACUCGCCCCAGCAUACGUUUCACAACGGGGAGCACCACUUCCAGCAGCACCAGUCGCCGGUUCUGGUGACCCCGUUCAACGAGCUGGGCGACGGUUCUUGGUUUAACCGCGAGAAGUAUCUGACGACCGAGAAACCGAAUGUGUUCAAGCACCUUUUCCGGCCGGCCGAGAGCGAGUACAAGCAGCACAAGCUGAUGCACCCGUCCUACACGGGACUUCCGCCGAAUCGGCGCCCAUCAUCGGCGCCCUCCACGACGACGACGACUCCGGCCAGCGUGAGCGCCACCACCAGCUCACCGUGGGACCAGUCGACGGAGGAACCGGUCAUCACGCACAGUUUCUUCACGAUCGAGGACGCGAUCGCCGACCCCACGCUGGUUCCGCCCAAGUCGAAGAAUAAGUACAAGUACACGACCGACGCGGAGGAAGAGAACCGCCAGGAGGAUCUGCAGCUCGAGAUCGUGACGAUCGGACCGUACUUCGGAGCGGAGGAGUCACCCCUCCUGCCGAUGGUAACGACAGUGGCACCGAGCCGGGGCAGCCAGGGAGCCAAGGGCUCAGCGAACCGGAGGAGACGGCCAAAGCCACCGCAUCACAGCAGCACCACGACGGAGUACUCCACCGAGCCGGAGUCCGCGGAAACGACGACCAAUGCCGGCACCACACUCGACGCUCGCAAUCGCAAUCGAAUCCGCUUCCGACCGAAACCGGUCACCACGGUUCCGCCGGCCGAGGCGGAAGCUGCGCCCACGACGACCCAACCGACCCCACCGCCACUGGCCACGUUUGCAUCGAACGAGGAGUUUGACGGCACGGUCAUCAAAAAGUUCCGCAAGAAGCCACACUUUACGCGCAAUCGGUUCACGGUCCUGAACCAGCGGGAAGAGGACAAAGCUUCGGGACUACCGGGUGGAACGGAACCGCCCGUCGGAACGCUGCCACCGGCCACGACGACCACGUCCAGCACAACGGUGACGAGCACGUUCAUAGCUCCGAGUGAAGCCGGGUUGCCGGCCGUUGGCGGAGGUCUCCGGUCUCGGUACCGUCCCGCACCGCAAUCCAAGGCCAAAGACUCGCAAGAAGAAACGCUGGGCGAAGCGGGUGCGAAGGUCAGCACACGGCAACAGAAUCGCCUUCCGGUGUCCUCCUCGACGGUGGCUUCAUCAACCGAUGCCGGAGCCAUUGCGGCUGUGUUCAACUCGGACGAAUCGACGCUCAACUUCUCCGAAGCGCAGAAUAAAUCCAGUGCCCCCGGACGAGGUGGAGAACUGAAUCGGCCUCGGUUCAGUAUCAAGGAGUACCGGAACAAGUUGAACCGUACGGCAACUGCCACUCCAACGCCGACCGCCGGAAGUGAGGUGGAGACGACUACGGCAACUAAGCUCCGUUUUCCGACUCGCAAUCGGUUCUUGUUGAACGCACGGCUCAACAAAACACUUGAAACGAAUGAGAUCGCACCCACGGGCGUGGGUGCCACGACGGAACGGACCGGCAACGAAACCACAACCCGAAGCUCCUUCCGGCCGCACGGAACCCGCACAUACAAUCGGUUCACGGUGAAGAAACCCGUCACCGAAACGUCGUCGGUGUCGAGCGCCAACCGCAGUCAACCGGCCGGUGUCGGAACGCUUGCGAAUCGUGGUCGCACCAAAUCGGACCUCGGAACCAAUCGGACUACGGUACUGUCGUCGUCGUCUGGGUCAACCUUCAACACGACGGCUUCGCUGAUUAAUCGGCGUCCACCGAAGAUUACGCUGCGGCAACGUAUUCAAAACUUCAACCGCAAGAAGGAAUCCGACCAGCCGACGAGUGGAGCGGGCGCUGUAGACGAUGGCACCCAGAAGCGGGACGAACCCGUGGUUCCUGCGAGCGAUCAGGACAAUUUGCUAUCGUCGUCGGCCGAGCAGACCCGACCGAUCGAUGAUCUGGGCACGCUCGGGGAGAGUGGCUCGCCGCAUCGAUUCGGUGGGCAAGAGGAGAGUUCCACGCGGGGCAACAGUGUGCCCAGCACCACCGAGGGUUACCGGCACCACGAGACGGCGAUCAUGAAGAUAUCUCCCAAGGACCCGAACACCGCCGUCACCAGCACGGACGAUUACGAUCUGAACAGUGCCUCGUCGGACUACUCGAAGCGGGUGGUCGAACUGACGCUGUCGGGCACGGGCCACAAGGACCGGGGCAGCUUCAAGUCCGUCAACAAGGGCCUGCUGUCGCGCAAGGUGCCAGGCUACUUCACGCUCGCCACCGAGGAUCCGAUCCUGCCGAUCGAAGCGUUCUUCCCGCAGGUCAAGAAACCUAGCGGUGGUUUUGCGUGA
Messenger RNA from Anopheles bellator, 3852 nucleotides. RefSeq names its product mucin-5AC-like. The coding region runs from base 1 to 3852 and encodes 1283 amino acids. The transcript has 4 exons. The record is from RefSeq and is a predicted model, not a curated record. Lineage: Eukaryota; Metazoa; Arthropoda; Insecta; Diptera; Culicidae.